UCAGUUCGCCGAGAGCCACGCGAGUCGGUGGUGUCGCUGUGGAGAAAGCCGGAAAAAGUCUAGAGAAAUGAAUCGAGGAGCCUGGUUGUGUAUGCUGAUCUGCCUGGCCAUAAGCUGCUGUCUAAGUCAGGCUGCAGUGCAGGAUCAAGCAGCAGCAGCAGUCCAGGGUCAAUCAGCAGCAGCUGCAGCCCAAGAUCAAGCACCAAAUCCCCUGCUGAAACAAUCCCAGAACACCUUCAUCCAAUGGGUUCUGUCACUUUUGCCACAACGACCCGGAAACUCGGAUUCGGAAAAUGCCACUCUGGCCACUUUGAGUAGUAGUUCCAUGAUGCCGGAGGUGGCAUCUACCACCUCAACUACCACCCCAGCGCCAUCUUCCAGUACCACCACAACCAGAAGGGCCACCACACCGGCACCACCCACACUGAAUCCGCCGAGGAAUUGCAGUGACUGUGUCUGUGGAAUAGCCAACAUCCAGAAGAGGAUCGUUGGUGGUCAGGAAACGGAGGUUCAUCAGUAUCCCUGGGUGGCCAUGUUGCUAUAUGGUGGAAGGUUCUACUGUGCCGCCUCCUUGCUCAACGAUCAAUUCCUUUUGACGGCCUCGCAUUGUGUCUCCGGUUUCCGGAAGGAGAGAAUCUCGGUCAGAUUGCUCGAACAUGACCGCAAGAUGUCGCACAUGCAAAAGAUUGACCGCAAGGUGGCCGAGGUGAUCACUCACCCCAAGUACAAUGCCAGGAACUAUGACAACGAUAUUGCUAUCAUCAAAUUGGAUGAGCCAGUGGAGUUCAAUGAGGUACUGCAUCCUGUCUGUAUGCCAACGCCGGGCAGGAGUUUCAAGGGUGAAAAUGGUAUAGUUACGGGUUGGGGAGCACUCAAAGUUGGUGGACCCACUUCGGAUACUCUUCAGGAGGUUCAAGUACCCAUCUUAUCCCAAGAUGAGUGCCGGAAGAGUCGUUAUGGAAAUAAGAUCACGGAUAACAUGUUGUGCGGAGGAUACGAUGAGGGUGGCAAGGACUCGUGCCAGGGUGACAGCGGAGGUCCUUUGCAUAUCGUGGCAAGUGGAACGCGAGAGCAUCAAAUAGCCGGUGUGGUUUCUUGGGGCGAGGGCUGUGCCAAGGCCGGUUAUCCUGGUGUCUAUGCCAGAGUGAAUCGCUAUGGAACCUGGAUCAAGAACCUCACCAAACAGGCUUGCCUCUGCCAGCAGGAGACCAAGAAGAUCAAGUAGCGACCAACUAUCUGUAUCUUUUAAUAGUUAAAUACUCUUGCUUGGGUGGUAAGGAAUCAUGGAGGAGAGUAAGUGCAAGUUUUAGGAUGCUAAAUUGAUAUUAUAUCAGGAUUUUAUAUCUCCCAUUACAAUGUGAUACUUCUCAAGGUGUUGGUAUAAGAAAACACAAUUUAAUUUGGCAUUUUGAAAUAUAAAUUUGCUCUUAUAUCUCCUCAGUUUAGUGUCAAGCAAUAGUACCGAUUGAAAGACAAGUUUUCAUUACAAAAAGCUUGUUAUUUUCCGAAUCACUAAUCCAAUAUCCCAAGAAACAAACUAUUUUCGCAGAAAAUAAAUUUGCAAUUUCUAGGGAUAUAUGUUUCAAGAUAUUUAUAUAAUAUCAGAUAAACCCUGCAAGAGUAUAACCAACUUCGGCCUAGUCGAAGAUCCUAUUCUCAAGCUGUUUUAUAUUUAUUGAUUAA
Messenger RNA from Drosophila eugracilis, 1683 nucleotides. Its product is annotated as trypsin-1. The record is from RefSeq and is a predicted model, not a curated record. The transcript is spliced from 2 exons. Bases 68 to 1225 code for a protein of 385 amino acids. Lineage: Eukaryota; Metazoa; Arthropoda; Insecta; Diptera; Drosophilidae. Gene Ontology annotation, biological process: proteolysis. Gene Ontology annotation, molecular function: serine-type endopeptidase activity.